Molecule: messenger RNA, 6693 nt
Organism: Acanthaster planci (crown-of-thorns starfish)
Lineage: Eukaryota; Metazoa; Echinodermata; Asteroidea; Valvatida; Acanthasteridae
Biological process (GO): DNA integration
Molecular function (GO): nucleic acid binding
Source: RefSeq, a predicted model, not a curated record
UCCUGCGAUCCCAUGCAGCAACGUCAACUGCUGGACAGCAACCCGAUGUCUCGGCACCACAGCCAGAUGAUCAACGCAGUUUUCAGCAUUCAUCGCAGAGCAGAGGCAGCAGCCAUUCAUCUUCAUCUCGGAAAUCCCAGAAGAAUCUCCAUUUGCGACAACAAGAACUUGCCCUUGCUAAGCUACGCAUGGAGAUUGAAAUGAAGUCAAGAGCGGAGCAAGAUGAAAUCGAUGAACGGCUACGUGAGGCUCAGCAAGCUCGCCUUUCAGCCCUGAAUGAAGAGCAACAUCUUCUCAAGAGAAAGGAGGCCCUCUCCAGGCAGUUAGAGCUGGAACUGCAGCUGCGGAAUGCCGAGAUCAACCUCGCUCAUGCCGAACUUGACUCUGAACUUGUUUCCAAGGAUACUUCAGGGGAACAGAUUCCUUUACCACUUGAAGAGCCGAGCAUUGGCAACCAAAUACCUCAGCAGCAAGAAUUGCAUGCCAAAAAUACAAAUGUAGGCCAUGAUUUACAUGAUGGCGGCGAUAUGCAGUCAUAUUUACCUGCGCCACUGUCAGCGAUUACCAUGCCUCAAGCUAGCGCUGCUUUGCCCAUGCACAUGACCGUAUCGCCACCGCCGGCGAUCACCGUGCCUCAAGCGAGCGCUGCUUUGCCCAUGCACAUGACCGUAUCGCCCCCGCCGGCGAUCACCGUGCCUCAAGCUAGCGCUGCUUUGCCCAUGCACAUGACCGUAUCGCCACCGCCAGCGAUCACCGCACCUCAGGCUAGCGCUGCUUUGUCACUGCCCAUGAUGGGAUUGCCACAAACACAUGUUUCCACGCCCCAACCGGGCACCCUAACACAGGGCAGCUCGUAUGUGACUUCCUUUUCACCCAUGUACACGUACUCUGGGCUUGACUUUCUUUCCAGAUCAGUUUCAUUUCCUGCUCUAGGUACGUGUACAGCUUCUACCGUGGCCACAACCCAGACAUUGUCCUCACUACCCGCAGAUGCAGUUCAGGGGCAGACGUCCACCUCCCCAUGUGGCCGUUUUGGUCGUUAUCCCAUGGGUCUCCAAGCCCCCUCUCCGUUGGGCACCAGACUCACACCGACGACUUCCCUUACUACGCCCCUACCAUGUGCAUCCGUGCCUGUGAGAGCCCUGCCAACUUCUUUGGUCGGUCUUUCCAGUGGCCAGUGUGUAGAUCCUGUUUCCACUGGUAAGUCAUUUCCUGAAACCUACCAUCCAAUUUCCCAGCAAAUGAUGCUGAGUUCCAUGUUGGCAGCCUCCGCCGGGGGGAUCAAUGUCGAAGUCCCACACUUCAGUGGAGGUGAUCCCUCUGAAUACCGAUGCUUUGAAUCCAUGAUCAAUGGCUGUAUUAAGCCUCUGAUACACUUGAGUGAGCUACAGAAAUACUUCAUAGUGAAGUCCAAACUCAGUGGGCAACCAAAGAAGGAUAUUUUGGGAAUGGAACAUGAUCCCGCCCCCUUCACAAAGGCUAUGUCAACACUCCAGCGGCUGUAUGGUGACAUAGGUGUACUCAUCAGGGCAAAGAUAGAGAAACUCACAGUGUGGCCGAGAGUUGCAGCAAGUGAUGCGAAAGGCCUAAUUGAAUUCGCUUCCGCUGUCUCUGCCCUUGUCACUCAGCUUGAAAAUGCUCCCGAGGGGGCGGCUGAGCUUCGAGCAAAUUCCACUGCAUGUGUUUUGCAUGGCCGACUUUCGAGUCAGCACCAAACUGCAUUCUUGAAGCGGAUGGAAACAAAAGGUAUCCGUACUUUCUCUUUGGUUGACUUCAACAGCUGGUUGAAGGAAACUGCCACUGUUGCACGCAAAAGGGUGCAGCUUGAAGACAGCCUGCGGGUUGGCCCACAGGCCAAACAAGAUCAUCGUAGACGAGGCAUUUCUGCAUACCAUACUGAGGGUGGAGGCAGAAGCCAAAGUCAGUCGGUAGGGAAAGGUAUGAAUGACCAGAUUUCUUCAGUCAGCAAGUCAGCAGGCAGUGGAAAGAAGCCAUUUAAGAAGGUUUGUCCUUUCUGCAAAAAUGACCACUGGCUGUCUCGCUGUGGUGAGUUUGGCAAGCUUACCACCGAGGAGAAAAUUAAAUGGCUCAAAGAUGGUCGUCGUUGCUGGCAGUGUGCACGCCUGCACCGGGAAGGGCAGAACUGUGAUCUAAAGAAGGCCUGCAGAGAAUGUGAUCAACUCCAUCUAACCGUCCUUCACAAUCUCAUCAAGCAACCGGGCUAUGGAAUAUAUUACUCCAGUUUCAAUCCCAACCUCUCCGCCUUCUAUGGAGAUGGGAAUCCAUGGAGCCCAGGCCAAGUGAGCAUGAAGAUUGUGCCUGUUAUCCUAUACGGCAAUGGGUCUCAACUUAAGACUCACUGUCUCCUUGAUGAUGCAGCAAACUUCUCAAUGAUGCUGCCAGAGGCUGUCAAGGCCCUCAAUCUCAAGGGGAAGAGAACCGAGAUGCCUAUUGCAACGGCUCGAGAAGAAUGUACUCCCUGUAGAGGGACCGUGCUGAAUCUUGAGAUGGCACCCGAGAGUGACCCAAGUAAUAGAAUCGAGGUGUCCAACGUCUUUUCGUCCCCGAUGCUGAGGCUGUCCGAGCACUCGGUCCCCGUGACAGAGCUUCGGCGAAGGUGGCCCCAUCUCCGAGAUCUCCCACUAACCGAUUGUAAAGAUGUUCACCCUCUCAUGUUAAUUGGUAGUGACAGGGCAGACCUUAUUGUCCCAAUUGAGAGCCACUUUGGCCCAGAGGGAGCGCCAGUUGCUGUUAGGACAAAAUUAGGUUGGGCAGUGCAGGGCCCGGUGCUCACCGACCGAUGUAGAGGGGAGGUGAAUCACCUGCAAGGGCUUACUAGCCGUGAAGCCGAUGAGGUUUUGCAUGAAAGUGUCUGCAGGAUGUGGCAGAACGAUGUACAGAUGUACAGCGAGCGGAAACAGGUCACCAGGUCCAAACAGGAUCAGAGAGCAGUAGAUCUUUUGGAAUCUAAGUCCACGUACGUGGAAGUUAGCGGUGUCCGACGGGUGGCAACACCUCUCUUAUGGAGGUGUGAGGAAGACACAUUCUUCAGUCCAGCUUCCUCAGUUUUGCCAGCCCUGCGAAGAAAUGAACGGCGCCUCGAGAAGAACCCUGAUCUUGCAGAAAUCAAUCACAAGAAGAUACAGGAAUUGAGAGAAGCCGGACUAGUUAGUACUGUAGGUACUGAGAGAAAGGUAAACUCCAUCCAGCGCCAGUGGUAUAUCCCAUAUCACAUCGUUAAGCAAAACAGCAAACAUCGCCUUGUGUUUAACUGCGCUUUCCAAUACCAGGGCGAAUCCCUCAACGAUCGUCUGUUACCCGGUCCUAGCCUUGGAUCCACUUUGGUUGGAGUACUGUUGAGGUUUCGCCGACACCUUGUUGCUGUUUCUGGAGACAUAAAGGCAAUGUUUCACUGUGUCCAAACCCGUGAGGAGGACCGUUCCGCACUUCGUUUCCUAUGGAGGGAGCUUGGGUCUGAGGCCGAGCCAACUCAGUUUGAGUGGAAUGUGUUGCCCUUUGGAACAACCUGCAGCCCUUGCUGUGCCACAUACGCUCUCCAGAAGCAUGUGAAAGAUAACACCGAAGAUCCUGAUGUAGUCAGAAGUGUACUUGAAGCCUUCUAUGUCGACAAUUGUCUGGACGGAAAACCGACUGCCGAAGAGGCAAAGGUGUUGGUGGAGAAGUUAGUCCAUUCUCUGGGGACUGGAGGGUUCCCAAUAGUCAAGUGGGCCAGCAAUGUCCCGUCUGUAGUAAGUGGACUCCCACUUGAAGCCCGCUCCACCAAUGCAGAUUGUUGGAUGAACCUGAAUGGCAGUUCCCCAGAGGAGGCUGCCUUGGGUCCCAGGUGGAACUUUCAGGAUGAUACAUUGAACUACCAGAUAGCUUUGAAAGACCACCCGAUUCCGACCAGAAGAACCGUACUUAGCGAUGUCAUGCAGUGUGCAGGCAAGGACCCCCUUGGCUACCUAAUGCCUUAUGUUGUCAGGGGUAAGAUGUUGCUGCAGGAGCUAUGGAAACAGCCUCUGAACUGGGAUGACGAGAUUGCCGAUUUGGGGGAAAACGGGCUGCAAGCAAAACACCUCCAAUGGCGAGGGGAGCUUGCAGACUUACCCAAGAUUAGCAUUCCCCGGUGCUACACCCCAAAUCACUUCAUGCCUGGUCAUGCCAAACAUGAACUGCAUGUGUUCACCGAUGCCUCAGAGAAGGCCUACGGUGCUGUGGCUUACUUAAGAGCCACGGUUUCCCCCUCGGAUGUUAGUGUGAGGUUUGUGAUGUCUCGUUCAAGGCUUGCUCCAAAGCGUGUUCAAACCAUGCCCCGCCUAGAACUUCAAGCAGCCGUGAGUGGAGCUGAAUUAGCAGACUUGUUGGACGACGAGAUGAAAAUGGAGAUGCCAAUUACUUGUUGGAGUGAUAGUACAACAGUGUUGUCCUGGAUCAAGUCUGAAUCCUGUCGGUACAACCGAUACGUUGGAGCCCGCAUUGCUGAAAUCCAGAGACUCACUGACCACACAGUUUGGAGAUACGUCGAUUCAGGAAACAAUCCAGCUGACGAUCUCACCAGAGGUCUCAGGCUUGAUCAGUUGGGCGAGAGCAGCCGUUGGCAUUCACCGCCAUUCCUGCUCCUUUCGAGGGAGCAGUGGCCCGUCUUGCCCGUCCAGAGUAAACAAGAAGAGGUGGAAGCUGAACUCAAACAUCAAGGGUUUGCUGCACAUACUGUUGCCUCUACAGAGCCACCACCGAAUGUUGACUUCACUAAAUACGCCUCCUGGGAAGACCUAGUUGAAGGUUACGCUGCUGCCAUUUCCGACUCAAAGGGAGACCCAAAGCCCAACUUUCUUACUGCAGAAGAUCGCUUGAAAACGGAGGAGCUUCUAUACCGACAAGUGCAGGCUGACAGCUUUCCAGAAGACGUUGCGGCUCUUCGUGCCGACAAAGAUGUAUCUCGGAAGAAUCGUCUCGUCAGCCUAGCCCCAGAGUUAGAUGACUUGUGCCAAGUUAUCCGGGUGGGAGGAAGGCUCCGUCGAUCCCCAUCGAUUGAUGAGACGAUGAAACACCCGAUCGUGUUGGAUCCCAAGCACCCUAUCACGCGCCUCCUUAUUCAGGAGGCAGACAGUCGUCUCGGACAUUGUGGAACUGGGACAGUUCUUGCUGAUCUCCGCCGACGAUUUUGGGUGUUGCGAGGCCGCCAGGCUAUUCGCAGCUUGCAGAGUCGCUGCCCAGGCUGCCUGAGGAAAAGAGGGCGCCCCUCGGUGCCUAAAAUGGCUGAUCUUCCAGUUGCUCGUCUUAGGGUCGGAAAGCCUGCAUUCUACUCUACGGGUGUAGACUGUUUUGGACCAUUUUCUGUCUCUAUCGGGAGACGUCACGAACAGCGUUGGGGAAUUAUAUGGAAAUGUCUCACCACACGGGCUGUUUAUCUUGACCUUUUAGAGUCUCUUGACUCUGAUGCAUUCCUUCUUGCCUUCAGUCGCUUCCGCUCCAGGCGCGGAACCCCUCAUGAGAUACUUUGCGAUAAUGGCACGAACUUCAAGGGAGGUCAGACCGAGAUGACAAAUGCCUUCAAGGCUAUGACUCCAAGCCUCCAGGAAAAGCUCGCUAAGCAUCGGGUGCACUUCAAGUUUAACCCCCCCACUGCACCUCACUUUGGUGGCACAUGGGAGAGGGAGAUAAGAUCCGUGAAGUCGGCACUCUAUGCGAUCCUUGGCAAUCAGACAGUUUCCCCCUCAGUCUUGUACACCAGCCUCACCGAAGUUGAGGCCCUUCUGAACUCGAAGCCGUUGAGCUAUAUCUCCUCCGACGUGGCGGAUCCAGAUCCAAUAACACCCUUUAUGUUGCUCAUGGGGCGGCUGGACCAUGCGCCUCCUCAGUUGGUAUAUCCCGAUGAGGAUGUACUCAGUCGCCGCCGUUGGAGGCAGUGCCAGGCCUUAAUGCAGAGGUUCUGGAAAGAAUUCACUCAAUCCUACUUACCCGCCAUGCAGGCACGACAGAAGUGGAGGGGUGAGGCAGAUAAUCUGAAGGCUGGCGAUGUUGUCCUCAUGGUGGACCCUCAGCAGGCGCGUGCCUCAUGGCCUGUGGCGCAGGUCGUUGAGGCCCUGCCGGGGAGAGAUGGCCGGGUCCGAACUGUAAAGCUGCAGACUGGUGGUCGAGAAUAUAUUCGGCCAGUUGCCCGCCUGAUCCUAUUGCCAGCAGAACCAGAUGCUGACUCCUCAGAUGAUCCGAACCCUUGACGUAGGAGGGUUCAACUGACUUGAUGAACCUCAUGCUUUAUAUUAUCCAUCUUCAUAACAUGUCUCUAAACUUUACCCUUUGCCAAAGCUAUGGCACCCUUUUUUGUUUGUUAAACUACCCUUUAUAAAAGGAAAACUUUUCUGGUGUUUUUGUAAACUACUCCUCGCAGUUAAGGGGCGGCUGUGUUGCGAAAAGUUAACUUUAUCGGAAGAGCGCCACCGCGCGAUGACAAAGAAAAAGGCUGCGAGACGAUUGUCAGGCCGCGUGAGCGGAACGCAGAAAAUCAGUACCAAAUGAUGGCCGGAUAAAGGACGAACGGGCUAACCAGGGCUAACAAGGGCCAACCAGGGCUUCCCAUGUUCGAAUGUCUAUGCAGAGAUAAGAAUAAACACAACCAAGACAGAGUAUAUGUACCGUGUCCAUGCCCAGUUUCUCCAACGGACAUUUUUGGUAUCCUACCACCUCGUU